AUGCCAUUAUUUUCGUCGAUUUUGGGACGACGCCGUGAUCCGGGAGACACAGAAGAACUACAGACUUCGGACUCCAUCAAUGGGAAUUCAGGGAACAAUCACCGAGCGCCCUCGCCACCUCCUUCGAAACUCGUCUUCCACUGUCAACAGGCCCAGGGUUCUCCAACAGGGAUCAUAUCUGGCUUUACGAACAUCAAAGAGCUCUACGCGAAAAUCGCCGACUGCUACGACAUCUCUGUUUCAGAGAUAUUGUUCUGCACUCUCAACACACACAAAGUGGACAUGUCCAAACUCCUUGGAGGGCAGAUAGGUCUAGAAGAUUUCAUCUUCGUUCACCGGAAAGGUCAAGUGAAGGAAGUUGAAAUACACAAACAAGAAGACUCCCUGGGCUUGACCAUCACCGAUAACGGGGCUGGAUACGCGUUCAUAAAACGAAUCAAGGAAGGUUCGCUCAUGGAUAAAAUCGGUUUCGUCCAGGUUGGAGACCACAUCGAAAAAAUCAACGAGACCCCCAUGGUGGACUGUCGGCAUUACGAGGUGGCCAAAGCUCUGAAGGAAAAAAAAGGAGACAUCUUCAUUCUGAGGCUCGUCGAACCUCUGAAAGCGGGAUUCUCCAAUAUCGGACCCAGGAACGGGAGUUCGAAAAAAUCGUCGAACUACGGCUCCGGGAAGGAGACUUUGAGAUUGCGCUCAAAAGGUGCAGCCACUGUGGAGAAUGCGCCCGAUGAUGCCAUGCAACUCGCCGUAGAGAAAAUAAACUCGUGUCUCGAGUCCUUCAUGGGGAUCUCUGAUUCCGAGCUCGCCACUCAAAUCUGGGAACUCGGCUCAUCAUCUCAGAACCCUCAUCUGUUCAUACAAGCUCUAGAAAACUCCGAAUUAGGGGCUUUCAGUUUUACUCAAGAUUUCAUGCUGGAUCUGUGGGGAGCGAUCACCGAUGCGAAGUGCGGCCGAAUCCAAAGCAUGUCCAAGUCGAAUACGUGA
This is a messenger RNA of Galendromus occidentalis (western predatory mite), 981 nucleotides long. RefSeq names its product PDZ domain-containing protein GIPC-like protein kermit (gene kermit). The record is from RefSeq and is a predicted model, not a curated record. Gene Ontology annotation, molecular function: protein binding. Lineage: Eukaryota; Metazoa; Arthropoda; Arachnida; Mesostigmata; Phytoseiidae.